UGAGGAAGUGACAAGUUUCCUCCCUGAAGAUGUUUGGCCACGCAGUAACUUGCCUUCUUCUGGUCAGUUUCACACUAGCCCAGACUGCACUGCUGGUCUGGGGAGAGACCCCACAGGAACAAGAACUUAAGGAGACUAAGAACUUGACCAUUGAGAGGGUAAUGAAAACGGUAACGAGCACGGUAUAUCACACAGUAAAGGUGUAUCCUACAUGUACCACCACUGUGGCAGGUGUAUCAGCGUGUAUCCCAGGUGAUGUUGACCCCAACAUCCUCUCUCUUCUCAAGUCAUCACAAAGUGCUUCCCAUUCUCGGGUAACAUCUAUGAGCAAUUUGCAAACGUCAAGCUACGAUGUUGUGGAGAUGGUGUUACCAUCGUGUGACUGUGGCGCUACAGAAGGUCGUCAGCCACGACUCCUUAACCACCAGCUAAUUACUCUCAGGUCGUUGGUGUCGUCGACUGUGGAUGUAAUCACCAGCAUAACAGACCAGUCAACCACAGUCUCUAUCACCUACAAUGGCUGUGUUCCCCUGGAUGCUGUCGUUACCACACCUUGUGUGCUCCUUUGA
This is a messenger RNA of Cherax quadricarinatus, 569 nucleotides long. The record is from RefSeq and is a predicted model, not a curated record. NCBI's taxonomy places the organism in Eukaryota, Metazoa, Arthropoda, Malacostraca, Decapoda, Parastacidae.